CCAAUGGAGAGUUUUCGUCAGACUUUCUCGGAUUGGUCAAAUUGGGUGCCGACCGCACCGCACAGGCAAUAACAGACGGGCUGGUAAAACUUUUUCAGGACGCAUGCUUGGACGACUGGAGAACAAAGUUGGUCGCUGUGUGCACAGAUGGCGCAGCUGUUAACGUCGGGGUGUACAACGGCGUUGUGCCAAAACUAAAGGGACUAGUUGCGAUUGGAGACAAUCUUGUGCACAUUCUGUGCACUACACACACGCUGGAGAAUUGCGCAAAAUCAGCUGACCGCAAGGUUCCGUACUGCAAAACCUUCAAUCAGUCUGUGGUCAGGCUGCUGCAGUUUUAUUUACAGAAAGGUGGUGCGAAAAAAACAGCUGCAUUGCAGAAGCUAUGUGAAGAAAAUGGGAUCUCCUUUGUGAAAUUGGGAAAGUUUCAUAAUAUUAGGUGGUCUGCAUGGCGGUACGAAGUACUGUUAAAAAUAUCAAGACUAUUGCCAGCCAUUAAAAUGCAAUUGGCUACAAGUGAUAACCCUGACUUGCAGCAUAUCUGCACAGAGCGUUUUCAAUGCUUUCUAACACACAUGGUUGACAUUGGCAACAUUUUGAAGACCACAUCAAUCAGAUUUCAGAAAGAAAAGCUGACCAUAGGGGAAUGUAAGGACGAACUCAUGGUGGCCAUUGGGCAAUUCAAACUUAUGCUGGAUGCUGGAGACCAUAGUGCACAGACUGUUUCUAAUGCUGAGGCUGACAUAGACAAGACAGACUUACUCAGUGCAUUAAUUGAAGAGUUUGAAACUAGAUAUGACUCCCUUAAGUCAUUUGAUCACUUCUUAGUAUUUGACCCUUCAACCUGGCCUCAGGAAAUGCAAGGCCUCCACAGUUUUGGAAACACAACAAUUUGCAACAUUCUCCAAAAAUACGAGGCCAUCUUGCAGCUCAAUAAAGACAUCACUCUGACAGAAUGGAUGCGCUUAAAGCAGGCAGCAAAACGGCUGGGAGCAUCUUCUGUGUAUGACCUAGUCCAAAUAGUAAAUAAUCCAAGUAACCCGGAUGCUUACUCCAACAUCAAAGAGCUGGUUAAGCUGUCUCUUGCACUGCCUUUGAGCAGUGCAGCUUGUGAGAGAGGUUUUUCACAUCUUAACAUAAUCAAAAACAAAUACAGAUCCCGCCUGUCACAUGCUCGUCUCUCAGCCCAUAUGCACAUCCACCUGUCAAAGGAGACCACAGAGACAUUUAACCCAAAGCCAGCUGUUGACCUGUGGAUGGAGACAGCCAACCGGAGGCUCAACCAAGGGCAAGGAAGUACAUCUACAGCAGCAGCAUCAUCUGCCACACAGGAUGCUGAAGCAGAGGACAAUGAGUGCGACACUGAGGAGGACAAUGGGGGCGACAGUGCGGUGGAUAGUGAGGAGGACUUUUAAGACUUAUCACAGAUGAGGUGAGUACCAAACACUAUUUGGUGGUACUCACAUGAGUAACUCACUAAAAAAAGUUAUGUGCACCCCUGCUUAUUAAUAACAGAGCUAAAAAGACACUUAAAUGUACUCCAUGCUUUAUUCACAGUAGGGAUUACAUUAAUUCUGUGCCAUUUUACCUUGGCUAAGUCGUGCAAGAAAGCUUGACUAUUAAAAUGUUUAAAAUGUCUUUUUUUGCAUAUUUUUGCUGGCAGUUUUGAGGCCUGGUUCUUACGCACACAUGCAAUGAAGCAGUGGUCACUGAGAUCAUUGCAAAAAAACCCUGAGUGGUACAUGUGAGGGGAAUUUGUAAGAAUCACGUCUAACAGAGUAGUCUUAUCUGGAAAAUUUGGAUGGUAUCUAGUAGAAUUAGAAAUAAUCUGCUGUGGAUUAAGAGAAUCAAAUUGUUCAAUACUUUAUCUGGUGGAUUAAGCAUGUCCCAAUUAAGAUCGCCCAGUAAGACAAACUCAGAUCUUACGUAGGGUGCCAGCGCUUCACUUAGUGUCAGUAAGGUACCUGCAGAUGCUGAUGCAGGCCGGUAGCACCCUGCUACAUUAAUAGAAAAAUUAUUUGACAAUUUAAUAGUGACAACUAAUAAUUUAAACUGUUUAGGGGUACAUACUAAAGCAACUGCACAUUGAAAAUGAUCUCUUACAUAAAUUGCCACUCCUCCCCCUCUAGAUGACCUAUCCUGCUGGAACAAGUUAUAUCCAGGAAGAUUUAUGGGGCUUAGAACUUUCAAUCCAGACUUUAAGUUGAUCAAUUUUAGGUAAGAGACUUACUCCAACUCUAGUGAACCUGCUAAACUGAAAUGAAUCCAGAUCUCUAGUGUGCUGAGGAGUAUUACCAGUUGCCUUGAUAUGCAAGAACACAAAGAAAACAGGUCCCUUUUUAUUUUCAGGCUUUUCUGUGAAAGCAAUCCAGGCCAAUAUAAGUAACAGAAGUAGAUGUUUGCAGAUAGCCAUGGUCUAGUGUAACCCCCAGGUCCGAUUUUGCAAUGGGUCCUGCAACAUGCAAGACACCGGCAGCCGCGUAGCGCAAAUACUAGCAGCAUCGUAGCAGAGACACCGGCAGCAGCGUAGCAGAGAUACCAGCAGCAGCGUAGCACAAACACCCGCAGCAGCGUAGCAGAGAUACCAGCAGCAGCGUAGCACAAACACCCGCAGCAGCGUAGCAGAGAUACCAGCAGCAGCGUAGCAGAGAUACCAGCAGCAGCGUAGCACAAACACCGGCAGCGGCGUAGCACAAACACUGGCAGCAACGUAGCAGAGAUACCAGCAGCAGCGUAGCACAAACACCGGCAGCAGCGUAGCACAAACACCGGCAGCAACGUAGCAGAGAUACCAGCAGCAGCUUAAGCAUAAACACCGGCAGCAGCGUAGCAGAGAUACCAGCAGCAGCGUAGCACAAACACCGGCAGCAGCGUAGCACAAACACUGGCAGCAGCGUAGCAGAGAUACCAGCAGCAGCGUAGCACAAACACUGGCAGCAACGUAGCAGAGAUACCAGCAGCAGCGUAGCACAAACACCGGCAGCAGCGUAGCACAAACACCGGCAGCAGCGUAGCACAAACACUGGCAGCAACGUAGCAGAGAUACCAGCAGCAGCGUAGCACAAACACCGGCAGCAGCGUAGCACAAACACUGGCGGCAACGUAGCAGAGAUACCAGCAACAGCGUAGCACAAACACCGGCAGCAGCGUAGCACAAACACUGGCAGCGGCGUAGCAGAGAUACCGGCAGCAGCAAAGCACAAACACCGGCAGCGGCAUAGCAAGACACCGGUAGCAGCGUAGCACAAACACCAAAAAACAUAAAAGUAUAAAAUUAUGUUGCUGAAGAUUAUAGAUUUUCUGCAGUAUUACUUUAAAAUCUGAAUCCGAAUCAAAUAUUUUUAUUUGACCCCAGUUUCCAUCUGCCUGUUUCUUUAGUGACUUCUGAUUUAGCUUAGCCCCUCUGUUUGUCAUUGUGUUUUGAUUACAACCAUUGCCUGUGUUUGGACCUUGCUCUCUGCCUUGCCUAAGGUUUGUGUCGUUGAUCUGUGUAUGACCUUCGCCUUCAACUACUCUGGUAUGUUGUUUGUUUAUGCUGCCCUACUGUUGUCAGGUGGUGCUUGGUUUUCCAUUUAGUACUGUUACCUUCUUUAAUCAAUUCUCUGAUUCUAAUUUGCGUGUGUCUCACCUGUGUCUGGCAUUCGUGACACCCUGCUGAAGAAACUUUGUAUUUAGGCCAAAAAGUUCAAUUUGGUCUUAUCUAACCACAGCACUUUCUUCCACAUGUUAGCUGCAACAAACAGCACUUUUUAUGUCUUUCCUUUAACAGUGGAUUUCCUCUUGUCAGUCUUCCAUAAAGGCCAGAUUUGUGGAUAGCAUGACUUAUAGUUGUCCUGUCGACAGAUUCUCCCACCUGAGCUGUGGAUUUCUGCAGCUCCUCCAGAGUGACCAUGGACCUCUUGCCUGCUUCUGACUAGUGCUCUCCUUGCUCGAUCUGUCAGUUUGGGUGGACGGCCAUGUCUUGAUAGGUUUGCAGUUGCAGAGUACAUUUUCCAUGGAUGGUGGAUUCAGCAGUGCUUCUUGGUAUAUGUUUUUAUAACCUAACCCUGCUUUAAACCUCUCCACAACUUUAUCUCUGACCUGUCUGGUGAGAUUCUUGGUCUUCAUGAUGCUGUUUGUUUACUAGUGUUCUCUAAUAAACCACUGAGGACAGCUGUGUUUAUAUUACUAAAUUACACACAGCUACACUCUAACUUAUUCAGUGACUUCUGCAUGUGAUUUUAAUACUUUUGCACAUCAUACUUUUCAGAUUUUUAUUUUAUAAAAUAUUUGAAAACAAUGUAUUGUUAUAAUAUCAAUUCACAAUUAUGUGUGUUGGUUUAUCACUUAAAAUCUCUAUAAAAUACAUUUAGGUUUGAGGUUGUAAGGAGACAAAAUGUGAAAAAGUUAAAGGGGUAUAAAUACUUUUGCAAGCCACUGUAUGUAUGCCACUGUACUGUGGAUAUAUUUAUUAUAAAAAUAGACCUUCAAAAUUAGAUUAAUGCCUGAUAAAUGGUCAUUUGACCACUAAAUCUCCAAUAAAUGUAAUUGAAUGUAAAUUAUUCUCUGUUGAACGUAACCCUACACAUAUCCCAAACCCUUUACCCUAACAUUAUUAGGUUACAUACCACUGAGAAUCAUUUUUAUUACAUUCAGCUGAGAGUUCAAAUGCUUUUGAUAGAUAUUCUGUUGAAUGUUAGUUUAAUAUUGGUGAUAUCAACCUGAAAAUAUCCCAGAAAUUACCCCUGUAUUGCAGCCUUAGAGUGCGCUAGAGUACAUAAUCUUUUCAGGUUCUACUCAGUAAUGCCCUGCCUUUAAGCCACGUUAGCUAGUCACGUUAGCUGCUUAUAAGAAUUGUGUUAUCUUUUAAACAAUUGAUUGUGUGAGUUCUUGCAUGAUGAAGCAAAUAUGUGGAUAUUGGGUACAGUAGCUGUAUGAUGCAAUACAAAUAUUUUGUAGAGUGGUGCUAAAUCUACAGCUGGACUAGGGUUCACCUUAAUGUCAGAGAACUUCUGACCAUGCACAUGUUAAAGUGAUUACGUUUUAUGGGAACUUUCCAGUUGUGCUUAAAGUUCCUUCAAUGUCCUUCUGAACAGGGUGUUUUAAAAUAUGAUAGUAAAUAAGAAGUAUGAUAACAUCCAAGUGACUACACUCUUAUUAUAUAUGUUAUUUUUCAAGCCAUACUUCGAAUCUGCCAGUUGAGAGGAUUUUUUAAAUAGGUACUUUUCAAAAAUCAUUAUACAUAACUGCAUAUUUGUUGUUUAUUAACAGGAACGUCUAGUUUUGGAGCAGCCUUAGAUGACUUUAAUUAUGUUCACAAAUUAACAAUUUAACUGGAAUCCAAAUGUAAUCAGUGUAAUCAGGCAUCCGCUGGAGUAGUGUCUGUGUCUUCAAAAAUUACAUCUGGCCAAAAUGCAGACAAACAACAAAUGUCAUCUGGAUCAACUUAUUUACACUUGUAAGUAAUUCUUACACAAAUGUAAGGAUAGAAAAUAGAAUUAGAAUUUUUUUUUAAAGAAAAAGACAAAGGAGUUGUUUGACAGCACACAUUGGAUUGACCAGUAUGGCAUCACAUCAAUGUCAAUGUCAAAUUCGGGGGUGCAAAAAUACCAGGUGGAAAAAUUGACAUUAAUGUGACGCCAUAGACCAGCAGUACAAUAUGAAAGUCCAAGCAGCUUAGUACAGAUCUUGGAGGGAUGAUGGUAGAUUUUGACAAGUUUCAUGGAUGCAUUUGUGAGGAUUAUCAGUUCAAGGUGUGGCCACUUAACAAAACUAUGUAAGAAAAUGAUACUGCCAGCCUCAGCUCAAAUGAAAUCAGUUAGGAUGGUCAGAAACAACACAAGAAACUUUAAAGGCACAGGCCAGCCAUGAACUGGAAACUGCUGGACCAACAGUGCCACUGUCUACAGUCACAUGAUGUUUACAUUACCAUGCACUGACUUAUAAGAAAGAAUAAAAAAAAAUCUAAGAAAAAAUGCCAUCUUGGUACUCAGGUACAGCUUGCAUCUCACCACAUGGACUAGAAAGUCUUCUAAAAGAAAUGCUUUAUGGUCAAAUAAGACAAAGAUAGAGAUGAUGACUGCAUGUAAACUUUUGACCACAACUGUUUUAGCUUUGACGAAUAAAAUUUAUUUGAAUUAUCUUCACCCAUUUUGACUCUUGCCAAUGUGAAUUAUACUAUGUAUCAUACAGAUGCAGUGGCUUGCAUGUGAAAUUGAAAAAAAUGUGGGCAAACAAAGACUUUAUUGAGAAGGGUAAAACAACACACAGCAGCAGGACAGUGAACAAUGGCAAGUCACAUGCCUCAAAGAAACUUCAGCAGAGGAGGGCCUGAAUCACCCAUAAAUAAACUCUGAAAGUUCAGAAUUAAUCAUCACUUUUAGGUGUUCGCUGCUGUGCCAGCAUUUAAAUUCAGUGUACAUGUGCCCCAAACAAGCUUAUUGUGGAUAGUAUUACUUUACUGAACCUGUACAGUUUUGUAUCAAUGCAAAUUUUAAACAGAUCUACUCCACCUAACGCACUACAAUGCUGAAUGCAGUAGUUGUCUCAUUGGGUGAUCUAAUGUGAAGGGCUGCUUUAAGUCAAUUAUGUUUAGUCUCUUUUGAGGUGUUAAUGCUUUUACACCCCUAUGUCU
Molecule: messenger RNA, 6613 nt
Organism: Astyanax mexicanus (Mexican tetra)
Lineage: Eukaryota; Metazoa; Chordata; Actinopteri; Characiformes; Acestrorhamphidae
Exons: 2
Coding region: 501-1415 (304 amino acids)
Molecular function (GO): protein dimerization activity
Source: RefSeq, a predicted model, not a curated record